AUGAAUAAAAAAAUUGUUAUCACUCCUGAAAGUUAUUUAAUUCUCAAAAAAAAAAUAGCUCGCUUAGAAAAAACCAAAGUCGAAAUUGCUGAAAGAUUAAGUUUGUCUAGCCUUGAUUCUGAUCUUUCCGAAAACGGUGAUUUUAUAACUUUGCUAGGAAAUUUAGAAGAAACCGAAAAAAAUAUUACAAAAUUAAACCUAUUAUUAGCAAAUGUUGAAUUUUGCCAAAAAACUAAUAGUAAAGAAUUGGUAGGAUUAGGAAGUCUAAUUACUUACAAAAUAUUAAACACUGGAGAAAAAAAAAAAGUGGAAAUAACUGAUGCAAUUGAAGCAAAUCCGCCGCAAAAAAUUUCCGCAAACAGCCCUUUAGGUGCCAAUUUAUUGGGAAAAAAAGUUGGUGACAUUGUUGAAAAUCAAGGAAAAAAUAAAUACCGAAUCCAAAUUUUGGCGAUUAAUCCGAGUUCUUUGGUAGAAAUUUUGAAAUUGAUCGAAUAUGAAGACAAACAAAUACCAGAAAUUGUGCUUCAAAGAGCCGCUAAAAAUGGCAAAUUAUUUCAUCAAAUUAUUCAAGAAUUUAUCCAAACCGGAGCAAACCUAACCCAAGGAUCAGAAAUUAGCCCAAAAAUCCAAAAAAAACUUCAAGAGACCAUGUAUUUUCUCGAAAAAAAUAAAAAACUUUUAAGCAAUCAUUGUUUUUUAGGCAGUGAAAGACUUCACCAUUCUUUCUACAAGGGAGUGUUGGUUGCUACCUAUAUUGAUUUAGAAUUUGCUGAUUGCGUAGUAGAAUUGAAAACUAAUAAUAUUAAAAUGCAUGAAAGUCCUUUAACUCUCUUGGCUUUUCAAAUUCAAUUAUUGAUUCAACAUUUGUGUACCAAAAAAGAAGUUUAUUUACUUUGA
Messenger RNA from Entrophospora sp. SA101, 897 nucleotides. The record is from the annotation of a GenBank genome assembly. NCBI's taxonomy places the organism in Eukaryota, Fungi, Glomeromycota, Glomeromycetes, Entrophosporales, Entrophosporaceae.